Molecule: messenger RNA, 3173 nt
Organism: Phytophthora sojae
Lineage: Eukaryota; Oomycota; Peronosporomycetes; Peronosporales; Peronosporaceae
Exons: 3
Coding region: 21-2597 (858 amino acids)
Biological process (GO): protein import into nucleus
Cellular component (GO): cytoplasm; nucleus
Molecular function (GO): nuclear import signal receptor activity; small GTPase binding
Source: RefSeq, a predicted model, not a curated record
UCCCCCCUCCCUACACAACCAUGGACAUCUCCGCCGCCCUCCUCAACACCCAGAGCCCUGACCUGACGCUGCGCAAGCAGGCCGAGGAGUUCCUGAACAAUGCGCUGCAGCAGCAAAUGGGCCAGUUCAUGGUGACGCUCGUGCAGGCGCUGGCCUCGGAGGAGUUCGCCGUGGUGGGCCGCCAGGCCGCCGGCCUGUACCUCAAGAACGUGCUGGACGCCAAGGACGACGCCCUGCAGCAGCAGAAGAUCAACGCCUGGAUGGCCAUGGACCCGGCCCUGCGCACGCAGAUCAAGGACGGCUCGCUCGGCGUGCUGCAGUCCAACGACCCCGUGGCCCGCCACACGAGCGCGCAGCUCGUGGCCAAGAUCGGCAGCAUCGAGCUGCCCAACAAGGAGUGGCCCACGCUGCUCGAGUCCCUGCUGCAGAACGUGACGGGCGGCAGCGAGGGCUGCAUCCACGCCACGCUCGAGUGCCUCGGCUACCUCUGCGACGAGCUGGAGGAGAACGCUAUCGACGAGCAGGACACGAACCGCAUCCUCACGGCCAUCGUGGACGGCAUCCGCGCCGACCGCCCGCCGGCCAUCCGCCUCGCGGCCGUCACGGCCCUGCGCAACAGUCUGGAGUUCGUGAGCGAGAACUUCAAGCGCAAGCAGGAGCGCGACCACCUGAUGCAGAAGAUCUGCGAGGCCACGCAGUCGCCCGACCUGCGCACGCGCGUCGUGGCCUACGAGUGCGUUGCGGCCAUCGCCACCAUGUACUACGAGUACCUGGCCGAGUACAUGGAGACGCUGUGCAAGCUGACGUUCAACGCCAUCACGAGCGACCAGGACGAAGUCGGCCUGCAGUCGCUCGAGUUCUGGUCGUCCAUGUGCGACGUUGAGCUCGACCUGAUCGAGGAGAUGAAUUACGCCGAGCUGGAGGGCCGCACCGACUUCAUCCCGUGCAACUACUACGUGCAGACCGUGCUCAACACGCUCAUCCCGCUGCUCACGGAGACGCUGAAGAAGCAGGAGGACGACCAGGACGAGGACUCGUGGAACCUGUCGAUGGCCGCCGCCACGUGCCUUGCGCUCGUGGCCCAGGUCGUCGGCGACGCCUGUGUUGACCUCACCAUGGCGUUCAUCACGCAGAACAUUGACUGCAACGAGUGGCGCCCCAAGGAGGCUGCCAUUAUGGCCUUCGGCUCGAUCCUGGACGGCCCGGACUCGGCCAAGAUUGCCCCGCUUGUGCGCCAGGCGCUUGGAUUCCUCAUGGGCUGCAUGAAGUUCGACAACAUCCUGGUGCGUGACACGACCGCCUGGACGCUUGGCCGCAUCUGCGAGCUGCACUACGGAUGCAUCAGCGGCGAGAUGCUGCCCGGCCUGAUGCAGCUGCUUCUCGAGGGUCUGGACCAGGAGCCGCGUGUGUCCCACAACGUUUGCUACGCCAUCCACAACAUCGUGAAGGCUUUCGAGGAGUCGGAGGCGGCCGCCCACAUGCUGACCCCGUACUUCAGCACGCUCUUCGACAAGCUUCUGGAGACCAGCAGCCGCCCGAACGCCAUGGAGAGCAACUUGCGCGGCUCCGCGUACGAGGCUCUCAACGUGCUGGUGCAGGCUGGUGCUGAUGAGGUGAACGAGCACAUCAUGCUGCGCCUCCCUGUGAUUCUGGAGCGCCUGGAGCAGAGCAUCAAGGCCCUCAUGGAGAACCCGGACAGCCUCCACGACGACCAGGCUGGCCUGCAGGCACUUCUGUGCGGUGUGCUCAUUGCUGCCAUCCAGAAGCUGAACACCGACAUCGACCCGUUGGCCGACCGCAUCAUGCAGGCUCUGCUGCAGGUGUUCUCCACCCGCAAUGCUGCGGCUGCCGAGGAGGCCUUCAUGGCUGCGGGUGCUCUGGCCAACGUUGUUGGAGCCAAGUUCGAAGUCUACAUGCAGUACUUCGGUCCGGUGCUGCUCAUGGGCCUGAAGAACAGCGAGGAGUACAUGGUUUGCAACGUUGCUGUGGGCGUGGUGGGUGACCUUUGCCGUGCCCUGGAAGGCAAGAUCCUGCCGCUGUGUGAUGACAUCGUGGCUGCUCUUAUCGAGAUUCUGAAGAACCCCAUGCUGAACCGCUCGGUGAAGCCGCCGGUGCUUUCCUGCUUCGGUGACAUUGCUCUUGCCAUCGAGGGCGAGUACGAGCGCUACGCCGUAUCUUCGCUCCAGAUGAUCCUGCAGGCCGCGGGUGCCUGCGGAUCUAUUGCGACUGAUGACGAAGAAGUGGUGGAGUACAUGAACCAGCUGCGCGAGAGCGUGCUUGAGGCGCUGACGGGCAUUGUUCAGGGUCUGGGUGCUGCCAACAAGGCCCCGAUGCUGAUGGAGUGUGCGCCACAGAUUGGAGCGUUCCUGGCUACUUUGGCGAACGACCUUGCGACGCGAUCGGACGCGGUGACGACUGGUGCGGUGGGCUUGAUUGGUGACAUGGGCCAGGCGAUGGGCAAGGCGGUGGAGUCGCUGUUCCACCAGCAGUUUGUUGUUCAGCUUGUGAGCGAGUGCGCUAACAACACGCAGAACCCGCAGGCGCAGCAGCUGGCUGCGUGGACGCAGAAGGUGAUCAUGGACCUGCAGGCGAAUUAAGCUUGGCUGACUUCGGCUUUGAUUUCCCGCUGCUUGGCUUUCGCUGUUUGCCUUCUGCAAGCACAAAGUUGAGUGGGUGGAGGAAUUGAAGUGCGUGUAAACCAAGUGUUCGAUGAACCUGCAGGCGAACAACUGUAGUUGGCCCCGAGUUGCUGUCGGCCCUACCGCUUUUGCUGUUUGCCUUCUGCAAGCACAAUCGCGAGUGGGCCAAGUGGUUCGAGCUGCCGAUCGGACGACGUGCACUUUGUCGUGCGCGUCGGUUUUCCUGCAUGUUGGAGUGCUUUGUGUGGCAUGCUGACAUUUAUUUAUCGGGAGUGUUCAGCUAGCUGGCUUACGGCAGCGUGUGCAAGUGUGCUCGUUGGCGUCGCAAGGACUUGUCGAGUGUCAAAGUGGGCUGUGUGCGCUAGUUCUCCCCGACUGGGAGGACGGGCGAUGCACGAAGUUCACUGAGCGCUCGUUUGUGAGUCAGUAGGAAACCUAGUUUCCAUAUUCCUAGAAUACAAUUGCGGGGGUGGAAGGGCAGGUUCGGCUGCAUGACGCAGCCAACUUGUUCGACCAUCUCUCCCUUUUCCCACC